UUUUAUGAUUAUUGUUUUGGGGGUGCUUUCACCACCCCUGUUGAAUUAAUAUCGCAACCAACGUUAUCGAUGCGGCAUGAAAUAAGAAUGUAAUGUUACCAACGGUAGGAGUUAAAAUGAAAUCAUUGACAUCACAGACUUAAAAUAGUCUGUGCUUAAGAUAUCUAUCUUAAAUCUGUGGUGCUGACUUUUCAUGUUGAACAUGUUUUCAGUAGAUGGCGCGUUUAGGACGGAAAAAUAAGACAAUAAUGAAAAUAAUGGAUACGGAGAAUAUGAACGCCAGCUGAGCAACAACUUCGUGAUACACGCAUUAAAGUUUCGUUUGUGAAAGGCUGCUCUAUAUAUGUGUACUCAGUGCUGUAAUAUGUCGUCAUGUUUGAUUUCAAAAGAAGCGCGCUGUGUAUAUAACAGAAACGUUAUAGUACAAACGCGUACCUCGUCUGUGGUGUAGUAAAAAUUCGAAUUUACUCAUUUUGUAUUAAUUUUAUUUUCAUUUUGUAUAAAAUAAAAGUACUAUAAACAUUUUAAGAAAUAAUUCAUAAAGCAGGUCUUUAUUAAGUAAUUAUUGCGUUAUAGAAGUAAAAAUGAAUUAUAAAGUACCGAUUCGAACUUAUGGACGGAAUAAAUGUAAAGAAGUUACAAUUUCAUUACAAAAAUUAAAUAUUUCUACAAUAAAUAAGUUAACUUCUACUUCUUUUAAAAAAGAAUCGGUUACUGUAGACAAGAAAAGCGACAGUAACGAUUCCCUGUUUCAUGAUCCAUUUGAAACAACAUUUGACAGACUUCUUAAAGAUACAAAAUCUUCAAAACAAUCAUCCAAAACAAAUAUUGUUAAUGCUUUAAAAAGUAAUGAACAAAAAGAUUCUGAUUUAAAGAUCAGUGUAUCUGAGGCACGUGAUGAUAAAUAUUUAUUAUAUGAUGAUAUCAAGGUACCUAAUGUUAGCUUAAAGCGUGUUUUAAGAAGAAAGAGAAAUGAAAAGACUAUAAUGGAAGUACAGAGGAAAAUUAUACGAAAAAAUACAUUGGUGAAAAACAAUAAUGUUUAUAAGAAAAAAUUACGUAAGGCAAAAACAAAAAAGAAAUUAAUGCUCAGUAAUUCAAAUAUCAGUUCUUCACAAUUGAUCUCAGAAUUUAAAGAUUACUAUAUUAAUGAUAGAAAAAUAUCAGAAGAAAAUUAUGGUAAAAAUCAUGAAACUGUAAAUUCCGUUGAAAGUUUGAAAAUGAAGUCAGGUGUUUUAAUUUUGGAUGGAAGCAAUAUAUCAGCAGGAGAGAAUAAAAUGAAUAGAAUAAAAAAGAAAUCGAAGAAACAACAAGGACAUAUGUUGGAAAACCAUGAAUUAAUAAAGUAUGCUGAAAUGACUAAGGAAAAUUUUAAUUUAAAAUAUGAUAAUAUAUGUAUGAAACAUUGUUUUGUCAAAAUAAAAAAAUUAGAAAGAUCUUUUAUGAAACCAUCGCAUCCCAUUAAAAAGUUUGAAAAUAUAAUGAGUAGUACACCUAUUGGUAGACCAAUAAGACCUACUAAAGUACUUAAUUUGUCACCAAUUUCUAUUACAUAUUCUGAAAAAUUGAAUGAAUCUAUGACAUGUACAGAUAAAUCACCUGGUGCAAGUAAUUCAAAUUUAGUUCCUGUAGAAAAUCUGCAUAUAAAUAUAGAUGUGUCUGAAAAAUUUGAUACAUCGAAAAAACAUGUAUUAAACAAAAGUGAUAAAAUGUUAUUUGUUUGUGAAACAGAUACAUCCAAUUAUAUUAAUAAUAGUAAUAAGAAACAACGAAAAUGCGCGAUGCAAGAAACAUUUAACAAAUUUUGUGAAAUAGCAGAAAAUGUUUCAGGAACUGAAAUGAAUGAACACAAUCCAUUAUAUGUGUCCUCUAUGAAAAAGGAAUAUAUACCAUCAAAUAAAGUACAAAAAAGACAUUUGAAUUUUUCUCUUGAUGAAGAUAGAUCACAGUCUUUAUUUGAUGACACUAAUGAGAAUAAAAUUUCAUUACAUAAUAAAGUAAAAGAAAAUGCAUAUGAUUCAGUAAUUGUAGUUAAAUCGAAAAGCACAAAUAUUUCGAUUGAUGGUAUAGAAUGUAAAUCAGAGACUGAAGAAUUAGAUUUAAAAAAAAAUAAUGUAAAUAUGACCAAGGAAGCUAAAACUCCAGGUAGUAUAAAUAAGAGAUUAAGUGCAAAUAAAGUUAUUGCAAUUAAUGACAAAAGCAACAAUGCGAUUGAACCAUGUAUAAUUUUGACACAACUACAAGAUCCAUUUAGAAUUACAAAAAAAAGAAAACAAUAUCGUAAAUGGGAGCUUGACUUAACUAAUAUUACAGAAGAUUGUGAUAACAGUUUCCAGUUAAAGAAAACUAGAAUGUCAAUAAAAGAAGUACAAAAUAGUAAAAGAACAAAUUUAUCUAGGAGAACAUUACGAUCAAUAGAAAACAUACCAGAAACACGUGUUAGUAAUGUAUCAACAAAAAUAGAGAAACCUAUAUAUUUAAAGGCAGGUAAAUCAUGGGCAAGAUCAUUAUCUAUUUUAAAUAGUAUUCAAAAUGAAUCCAAUUUGGAUAAGUUAUCUAUUGGGAAAGGUAAACAAUGGAGAAAUAGUGUUGUGGACAUUUUGAAUAUGCAAAAGCAAGGUAUUUUUCAAAGUUGUAUAAGAAAAACUGAAAGUGACAAAGAUCUACAAGCAAGUAUUGAAACAGUCACCACAUCUGAACAUGAAUUGGAUAACAAGAAAGGCAGAACUUGUGACUCUACCAGUCUAGGACGCCCAAGCAAAAGAAUAUCAGUUCGUGUAGUCCCAAUUAAUAAAACUCUAAAAUCAAUAGAAGACGCUCAAUUUCUUGAAGUUUAUGGAAUCGUUCCUGUAAAGAGUCAAAGAUUCACCUUAAUAAAUAGUCCACAAAAAUCUUGUGUAUUUAAUGUUCAAGAUGAUGACAUUGAUGGUCACAUUAACAAUGAACAUGUAAUUUUGGCAGCAAAAGAAGUUAUUCUUGAAAAAUGUUCACAGCAAGAUUAUAUACCAUUUUCUACGUAUUUUUCAGAUUCGUAUUUAAAUCACUGUCGAAAAAUUGGAGAAGGCGUGUAUGGAGAAGUUUUUCUUUAUGAACAUAAUGAUAAAAAAUCUGUUAUAAAAAUUAUUCCUAUAGAAGGCAAUGAAUAUGUUAAUGGAGAGCCUCAAAAGAAGUUUCAUGAAAUAUUAUCAGAAAUUGUUAUAGCAAUGGAAUUACACAAUUUGAGAUUUAACCCAAAAUAUAAUACAGAUGGGUUUGUAGAAGUAGAAAAUAUUAAAUGUCUUAAAGGAAAAUACCCAAAGAAGCUUGUUGAUCUAUGGACUAUUUAUGAUGAGGAGAAACACUCUGAAAAUGAUUGUCCAUCUAUGUUUAAUGAGAACCAGUUAUACAUUAUUCUAGAACUUGGUCAUGGUGGUCAAGAUUUAGAGGCAUUUGUAUUUCCUACAGCAGAUGAAGCUUAUGCUCUAUUUGUACAGGCAGCAUUAGCAUUAGCAGUCGCAGAAAAAGCUGUUGAAUUUGAACACAGAGACUUGCAUUGGGGUAACAUAUUAAUAUCUCCAACAACUGAAUCUCAUAUACAUUAUAAACUAGGAAAGAAACGAAUUCAAUUAAUUAGUAAAGGUGUAAAGGUGUCUAUAAUAGACUUUACACUUUCAAGAGUAACAUAUCAAGGAUGCAGCGUAUUUAAUGAUCUUGCAUCUGAUCCUAGUCUUUUUACGGCUCAGGGCGAAUAUCAAUUUGAAAUUUAUCGUUUGAUGAAAGACAAGAUCAAAAAUAAUUGGCAAACAUUUGAACCGUACACAAAUAUUUUAUGGCUACAUUAUACUUUAGAUAAAAUGAUUACAGCAGUUAGGUACAGAAGAAAAACCUUAAAAGCACAUAAAAAUGGUAUAAUAAAGUUGAAAGAAUUGAAAAACGAAAUCUUGUCAUACACAAGUGCUUUCGAUUUUAUAACAAAUUGUAAUAGAAUUAACAAUUUGCUAUGCACUGACUCAGAAUCUCAUCUUGCAUCAAUUUUAAAGGAGGAAAUGAUUAUUGCAUGAUAUAAAUAUUUAAUGAACAUUGUUAUAAUACAAAUUUAAUAUUGAAUCAUUUUAUUGUCACAUUAUCCGAUAUAAAUAUGAUCUAUUGCAAUAUUUUUAAACAUGUUAUUAACAUUAUAUGAAUAACUAAUUUUAUGGUAAAA
Nomia melanderi (Alkali bee) is the source of this 4183-nucleotide messenger RNA. RefSeq names its product haspin (gene Haspin). The record is from RefSeq and is a predicted model, not a curated record. Gene Ontology annotation, biological process: mitotic cell cycle; protein phosphorylation; intracellular signal transduction. Gene Ontology annotation, molecular function: histone H3T3 kinase activity; ATP binding. Gene Ontology annotation, cellular component: cytoplasm; nucleus. NCBI's taxonomy places the organism in Eukaryota, Metazoa, Arthropoda, Insecta, Hymenoptera, Halictidae.